This is a messenger RNA of Aegilops tauschii subsp. strangulata, 813 nucleotides long. Lineage: Eukaryota; Viridiplantae; Streptophyta; Magnoliopsida; Poales; Poaceae. The record is from RefSeq and is a predicted model, not a curated record.
AUGGGAUCGUUCGAGGAACGGGUGAUGAAGGGGUUCGAGGCGCUGCGGCUGCUUCAGUCCAAAGUGGACGGGAUCGAGGCAAUCCAGGCGCGUCUCGACGGGCUGGAUGCAAAAUUCGAGGAACAAGUUACGCGGCUGGAUCAAGUAGCUCAAGCCAAGGCACUUCACAUGGCUGAGGAAGCAGCUCAUCUGUCAGAUGCAGUGUUGGAUGCCAUUGCUACAGAGGAAGCUGUAGAAGAAGCUGCUGCCCAUCUCUCAGUAAAUGCUCUGGCUGGAAUUAUUUCUCCUAGCAUGUCUCCUUUUGCAUCUCCUGUCCUACUGGUUAAGAAGAAAGAUGGUACUUGGAGAUUCUGCGUGGACUAUAGAAGAUUAAAUGCAGUCACUGUCAAGAACAAGUUUCCUAUGCCAGUUGUGGAUGAGCUUUUAGAUGAACUAGCUGGAAGUAAGUGGUUUACCAAACUUGACCUCAAGGCAGGAUAUCAUCAGAUUAGAAUGGUGGAAGCUGAUGAACAUAAAAUUGCAUUUAAAACCCACUUUGGGCAGUUCCAAUUCAGAGUAAUGCCUUUUGGACUAUCAGAAGCUCCUGCAACCUUUCAGUGCUUCAUGAACUUCCUCCUGAAAGAUCUCCAGAGGAAAGCCAUGACUAAGUUGAUUGGCCUUCAGUUUCAGUUCCAGUACAAGAAGGGAGAAGAUAAUAAAGCAGCUGAUGCUCUGUCCAGGGGACAAAAUCUUCACCAGCCACUUCUGGAAAGAACUAUUCAAGUUGUGGGGCACCAAGUUAUAGCUGUCUACAGCUUACCACCCACAGACUGA